CAGGCGGAGCUGCUGGAGGGGGGCAGCCCGCCCAGCCGGGGAGCGGGGAUGGGUGCUUGAAAGGGGAAUCUGUGGCCGGAGGAGGGAGAGCGGGACAAGUGGCUGGGGCGAGCGUGCCCCGCUGGCGCAGGCUUCCCGGCAGGGACCUUUGUGGCGCGGCUCAGCCCGACGGGAGAGCGCCUAGCAUGGAGCCCGUUACCAAGUGGAGCCCAAAGCAAGUCGUGGACUGGACCAAAGGCUUGGAUGAUUGCCUGCAGCAGUAUGUCCCCAAAUUUGAACGGGAGAAGAUAAAUGGUGAACAGCUGUUACAGAUUUCCCAUCAAGAUCUUGAAGAGUUGGGUAUCUCACGAAUUGGACACCAGGAACUGGUUCUGGAGGCAGUGGAUCUUCUUUGUGCACUGAAUUACGGUCUUGAAACAGACAAUAUGAAGAACUUGGUUCUCAAAUUGCGAGCUUCUUCCAACAACCUGCAGAAUUAUAUCAGCAGCCGGAGGAAAAAUUCAAAUUAUGAUGGAAAAACAUCACACAAACCCCCCAAUGAAUUCCUCACCUCAGUGGUGGAGCUUAUUGGUGCUGCUAAGGCCUUGCUAGCUUGGUUGGACAGGGCCCCAUUUACAGGGAUUGCUGACUUCUCAGCGACAAAGAACAGAAUCAUUCAGCUCUGCUUGGAUCUCACCACCACGGUUCAGAAGGAUUGCACUAUGGCUGAAAUGGAAGAUAAAGUUCUACAUGUAUCCAAGAUUUUAAAUGGAAUUUGUGAUAAGAUGAUCAGAUCAACUACAGAUCCAUUGAUGAGCCAGAGUGCAUGUCUGGAGGAGGUUCAUUUAACCAACAUUAAACCUGGGGAAGGCCUGGGAAUGUAUAUCAAAUCAACUUAUGAUGGAUUACAUGUAAUUACUGGAACUACAGAAAAUUCCCCUGCUGAUAGAUCUCAAAAGAUUCAUGCUGGUGAUGAGGUGAUCCAGGUUAAUCGUCAGACUGUAGUGGGAUGGCAACUAAAAAACCUUGUAGGAAAGUUGCGAGAGAAUCCUUCCGGAGUUAAACUGCUACUUAAGAAACGUCCUACAGGCUCUUUUAAUUUUACUCCAGCCCCACUGAAGAACCUACGCUGGAAACCACCACUUGUACAGACCAGUCCUCCUCCAACUACAACUCAGUCACCAGAAAGCACCAUUGAUACAUCAAUGAAGAAAGAGAAGCCAGCCAUCCUGGACCUCUAUAUACCUCCACCACCAGCAGUUCCGUAUUCUCCUCGGGAUGAGAAGGAGAGUCUCGUUUAUGGAGGAGGUUAUAAACCUAAGCAGCCAUUACCUGGCUCCAAGGGUGCAGAGUCUCCUAAUUCUUUCCUCGAUCAGGAAAGCCGAAGGCGAAGGUUUACCAUUGCUGAUUCUGAUCAGUUGCCUGGGUAUUCCAUGGAAGCAAAUAUACUGCCAACAAAGAUGAGGGAAAAAACACAGUCUUAUGGAAAACCUCGCCCUCUGUCGAUGCCUGCAGAUGGGAGCUGGCUGGGAGCUGCAGAUCCUUUCUUGAGGCCCCGAGCACCAGGGAGAAAAGGUGAAGAUGUCCUCUGCAGGUAUUUCAGUAAUGAGAGGAUACCCCCAAUCAUUGAAGAAAGUUCCUCCUCGCAGCAACAUUUUGCAAGGCCAGUGGCUGACAGGCAGUUAGUGAGGGGCGCAGACUACAUCAGAGGUAGCAGGUGCUUUGUGAACACGGAUCUUCAUAACAGUGCAACUAUACCUUUCCAGGAGGAAGGAGCUAAAAAACUCUCUGUUACAUCACCCACAAAAUCUUCCUCCACAGAGCCCUCGCUACUGGUCAGUUGGAUCACAAGACUUAAACUGUUGACUCACUGAUUGUUUAAUAGAAUGUGUUCUCAUCUUCUGUUACCAAGUGCCUUUGUUCCUCAGUCAGACUUCUUGCUUUUCAGCUACAGUAUUACAUAGUGACUGGUGUGUUGAUCUAUUCCUGGAGAGUUGUACCCAUCUCCCCUUUUUUGGCUCUAAUAUACUGGAACAGACAGGAUUGGAUAAUGUGAGAUGGAAGUGGGAUAAAGGUCUAGUUUCUUUUUCCUGCCCCAAAGUUGAGGGAAUUCAUUCCUCUGGAAACAAGUAAGGCUUCAGUGAAUCAGAGGUCAUAUCUGGUCUGAAAUCUGUAUGACCUGUGCAGAAGCAAUCGAUGCAUUACAAUGAGGUCCAGUGGCACUUCAUUUGCUAAAAUGCUCUGAUGCACAACCUACUGGCUUGCCGAAUAUGUAGGGCUCAGUGAAAAUCCAGAGCUGUUCUGACCACAAAGGCAAGAGGGGAAACAUCUAUUUUGUAUAAUAAUGUGGUGUUGUGGCAAGUACUGCUGCACCUUUAACUUUGUAAGGAAUAAAGGUAGCUUCUUCUCUCUGAUAACCAGAGAACUGUGUUAAGAAUAUAUUAAACCUGGUUUAUAAUCCAGUUAUUGAGAUCUCAGUACAAGCAAACUAGUGUUCUCUGACUUGCUGCAGGGCUCAUCCAUAAAGAUGUGGAUUGCUACAACAUGCCAAGAAAGAGCAUCUAUAGAGGUGGUAAAAGAAAUGUAUUUUUUUCUUUCAUUGUUUAAGAAUGAUUUGCUGUUAACCAAAGUAUCCAUAUAAAAACAAACCCUGUUGGUUUUAUGGAACCUCUACAGUGGUUCAGUUUUUGAACUGAUAGAUAUGUGUUUUCAGAAAGAAAAAUAUGCUGGGAUACGUUACAGUAGUAAGACACCUGGCUAUUUUUAAAUGUAGCUCCAGUUUUUCACCUUUAAAAGUCUCAAGUAGCAGCUGGUAUUGGGGGAGGGGGAAAAAGCUUGUAAAAUUAUGGUUAUUAAAGAAUCAUUGUUUAAAACUGAAUGUACAAGAGGUUGUUAGUAUGCAAAAAAGUGUUUAAUUUAAGUGUUAAAUAUAGCUGUAUAUUUUUUUUACUCUUAACCAUAUGUAGUUUGUACAUUCCUAUCUACAGCACUGUGCACUAAUUAACCAGUGCCAAAAAACAAAUACUGUUAUGUUCUCCAUUAAAUCAACUGCCAAAUGCUGCAUUGGGUGAUCUUGCAGUAAUGACAGAGCCUCCUGUGUUCCAUCUACAUUAAAGAAAGGAAAAACAGUU
Molecule: messenger RNA, 3110 nt
Organism: Trachemys scripta elegans
Lineage: Eukaryota; Metazoa; Chordata; Testudines; Emydidae
Gene: CNKSR3
Product: CNKSR family member 3
Exons: 13
Coding region: 186-1853 (555 amino acids)
Biological process (GO): regulation of signal transduction
Cellular component (GO): membrane; cytoplasm
Molecular function (GO): protein binding
Source: RefSeq, a predicted model, not a curated record